Fusarium graminearum PH-1 is the source of this 1738-nucleotide messenger RNA. Its product is annotated as ribose-phosphate pyrophosphokinase II. The record is from RefSeq and is a predicted model, not a curated record. The transcript is spliced from 2 exons. NCBI's taxonomy places the organism in Eukaryota, Fungi, Ascomycota, Sordariomycetes, Hypocreales, Nectriaceae. Gene Ontology annotation, biological process: 5-phosphoribose 1-diphosphate biosynthetic process; purine nucleotide biosynthetic process. The coding region runs from base 35 to 1348 and encodes 437 amino acids. Gene Ontology annotation, cellular component: ribose phosphate diphosphokinase complex; cytoplasm. Gene Ontology annotation, molecular function: magnesium ion binding; ribose phosphate diphosphokinase activity.
UCAACCUCAAAACCCACACAACUUCACCUUCACCAUGGUGCGCAAUAUUGUUGUUUUGGGAGGUAACUCCCACCCGCAACUUACUGAGAAUGUCUGCCACAUUCUUGGUGUCCCAGCCAGCAAUCGCAUUUUGGGAAAAUUCUCUGGCGGCGAGAGCCGUUGCGAAAUCAAGGACUCGGUCCGUGGUAAAGACGUCUACAUCAUACAAUCCGGCUCCGGCAACGUCAACGACAACUUGAUUGAUCUAUGUAUCAUGAUUUCGGCUUGCAAAACUGGCUCUGCGAAGCGAGUCACUGCCGUCGUGCCUUUAUUCCCUUACUCUCGACAGCCCGACUGGCCCUACAACAAAGCCGGCGCUCCUUUGUCGCAAAUUUCUGGCGCUUCCAAGGACUACACAUUUGAAAGUGUCCCCCCUACACCUCGCCCUGGUGGCCCCAAGUCGGCCGGUCUGCCCAAUGGCGUCAACAACUUAACCGAGAAGCUCUCGAAAACAGCAGAGGUUGCCAACGGCGUGAAUGGUACCAACGGCCACCCUACACCUCGUCGCUCAGACACUAUCUCAAGCACCACCUCCGAAAACCGUGGUCACCACCCUGAGAACUCGACUUCCUCGCAGAGGAAUGCCUACACCACACACGAUUACGAGAACCAGUCCAACAUUUCCGUGUUCCAGCCCAAACCCGGCUACAAGCAGUGGAUUGCUCAGGCUGGUACUCUGGUUGCUGACUUGCUCACCUGCGCUGGCGCCGACCACAUUAUCACCAUGGACCUCCACGAUCCUCAAUACCAAGGCUUCUUCGACAUUCCCGUCGACAACCUAUACGGAAAGGCUCUACUCCAGAACUACAUCCAAACUAACAUCCAGGGUCACCAAAACGCUGUCAUUGUCUCUCCCGAUGCCGGAGGCGCGAAACGUGCCACUCUGAUUGCCGACAGUCUCAAGACAGACUUUGCUUUGAUCCACAAGGAGCGACGGCCCAUCCGAUUCACCGAGCAUCGAAACGCGAGUAUGAUGUUGGUUGGUGAUGUUUCGAACCGUAUCUGCAUCCUGGUCGACGACAUUAUCGACACCGGCAACACCAUCACACGAGCUGCGAAGCUCCUCAAGAAGGAGGGUGCCACCAAAGUCUACGCCCUUGUCACACAUGGAGUUUUCAGCGGCGACUCCAUUGCCCGAAUCAAUGCUUCUUCUAUUGACAAAAUGUUGGUCACCAACUCGGUUCCUCAAGAAGAGCACCGCCGACUAUGCCCCAAGCUUGAGGUACUUGAUAUCUCGCCUGUGUUUGCCGAGGCAAUCCGCCGCGUCCACCACGGAGAGUCUAUCAGUGUGUUGUUCCAGCACAAUUAAGGUGCUGAUGUUGCACUUACGGUUUGUCAACAAAAGUCCAGCCUCGAUUACACGGGGGCGCAAAGAAUGUUUGAAAGAUCUGACCGCGGACCAGACAAAUGCAACCUUUUGCCAUUGAUAUCGCAGGAUCUUAUCCCUCCCUGCAACACAUUAAAGUAUGACCUGGGAUAUUUUUGUUUGGAGUUUAUCGGGGCACUUCCAUACUAUAUUGCAUAUGUCAUUUGCCAGAUGUGGCUUUUUGGCAUUAUCUUUUCUCGACGUUUCCCAUUCACACUCAUCUACGUAUCCUGCUAAGGAAUGGAUUAUCACACAGCCGUGUGCGAAGAGGGUUAUGGGAGGAAGGGGUCUAGUUGAACGGUUGCAGCGCCGGUUGGGCACGUACUUUUCUUG